UCCGAAUCCCAGGAUUUAAUAGUGUAUGUGAUUCAUCAUUGCGAUAUAAAUACUGCAAUGAAAAGAAAACCCAAAGCCGGUCCCAGAAAAUACGAUCGCAGAUCCAAAUUGAAAAGCCAAAAGGUUCAAGAACAAGAUGACUAUGACUUUCAAGAGGAGAACGAAGAAGAUGGGCAUCAUCAGCAAAGCGGGACAAUGCCCAACUAUGAAAUAGACAUGGAUAUUAACCAGCCGCAGGACAUGAGAAACACUCUUUCGGAGCAUGAUUCUGUGGAAUAUGAGGACAUGUAUGUCUAUCAAGAAAUGUCACAUUCUUCAACGCCAAUUUUAGAAUUGCCUGAAAUGGAAAAUAGAGAAGAAUUGCGAGAUAAUACCUCAGUCGUUACUUCAAGGGCGAAAAUGAUACAUACUGAAAAAAAAAACCGAAGAAGAUUAAUCCAGUUGAAACUAGAGGAAGGAAAAAUAAAAAAAAAUAUUGUGAGAGAAUUUUUGGAAGGUGUCAGACCAAGAACGAAAAAUGUCACUUAUCCUGUUCAAGAACACAGCAAGCCAUCAAUAGCAACUUUUCCUCCCAGGAAUUCUCGAAAAAGAAGGAAAAACCCAAGAUUUCAGGAAGAACUUUAUUCUGACCAUACUGAAAGUUUGGAUGAUUUAGAAGAACAAAUUAAAGAUAAUGUUCCAGAAAAAAGGACUAGAAGAAUAUCUUUGAGAAAAUCAAAUAUUAACAUUGGUGAUGCAGAAAUUACUGAAAAAACAAGAAAGUUGAAAGAAGAACAGAGUAUUGGUGAAUUUAGCUUCAAACAAGAAUUUGAACAGUGUGAACAACAAAAUGUAUAUGAAACACCUGAUUUAUAUGAAAUUCCUGAAUUUCAUUCAGAAACAAUAGUUAAAGAUGAAGCUUCGGAAUAUGCAAAUAUAAUUAGUCCUUCGAAACCGGAAGAUAAGAGAGAUGUUGAAGUUCGGGAUUAUAGUGUGGAGCAUGAAAUUAUCGAUCCUCUUCUGGAAUUAGCAGAAAUAUCUAUGCAACAUGCUAAAAGCGUUAAUAAAUGCGAUAUAUGUAACUCUGAAUUUUUGGAAAAAUCGCAAUUAAUAAGUCAUGUCCAUAUACAUAUCUGAUAAUAUACAAUCUACAUCAUCUUCUGAAAGAAGCUAGGAGCAAUGGAAAAAAUCACAAAUCAACAGAAACAAGUUGAUUGUUGGAGUGUAGGAGGAGGUUUGAGUCAACGGAGCUAAGGACUCCAUUGGCAGAUGAAGUAUGGAGUUUUAGGACGGAAACUUUGUGAAGGAUAUUCUGAAGAAGUUCAAUUACAUUACAAUAAACUUAAUUUUUUUUCCUACCUUCACCUUCCCUUCUCAAGAUAUUCAUCUUGGAUUUGACAAUUUUCCAAUUUGAAGUUUUCAUCACGUGAUAUGCUAAAUUUGAAUGCAAGUCUACUGGGAGAUAUUUUUUCUGG
Molecule: messenger RNA, 1454 nt
Organism: Harmonia axyridis
Lineage: Eukaryota; Metazoa; Arthropoda; Insecta; Coleoptera; Coccinellidae
Exons: 2
Coding region: 58-1116 (352 amino acids)
Source: RefSeq, a predicted model, not a curated record